AUGGACAGCCAACACGCUGGGCUCCCCAAAACCACAUCAUCCGGGUACCGAUUGCCCUCUACCAGGCCUCUUGCCUCAGUUUCCAGGGCCCAAGGUGGCCCCGCAGCAAGCAGGGGUCUUCUUGCUGGUGGCUGCCAGGGUACCUCAGCCCUGGGUGUGCAGCAGGACCAGCUGUGGAGGGAGCUUGUGGAAGCCGAGGAGCGAGGCCAGCGGCGUUGGGAAAUAAGAAGGAGCCUGAGGAGCUGCCUACCGAUGUGCCCUUCUUCUCAGACACACUCCCCAGCUCCACGAGCCGGGAGGUGGGCAGCAGGGUGGACACGCCCCUGGGGAGAGCCCUCACGCACAUGGACUUCUUCUUCUUGGAAGGCACGCGGAAGAAGAAGCCGGAGGAUGAGCUGCAGCCCGUGUAGAGAUCUCAGGGUGGACCGCAGCAGGUGGGUAUGGACUGGACCAACACAGGGUUCCCUCUGCUCGUCUCCAGAGUGCCAAGGACAGCUGAACCAAGAAAGCCUGAAGGAGAGUAUGGCAUGCCGUGGCUGCACGACUCUGCAGGUCACAGCUAGCCCCUCAUACCCUCCACCUAACAUACCACCCCCCCCAUCCCGGUCACAUCUUCAGGCUCUUCAGGAAGGUCCUUGCUUUGGACCAUCACUGUCUCCCCCACGGGCUGAGGAAAUGGAGAUGGAGGAUCCAUUCACCAGCGUCUUCUCUCUUUGGGACCAGAACAAAGAAGGCUGGAUGAGCCAGGCAGUCUCCAGACCUAGGCAUGGAGACGUGGCACCACUCCACAGCAUCACCGGAACACCCUAGGGAGCUUUGUCUAGAGAGUCAACCCGGGCAGCUCAGAGCCUAGAGUCAUCUGGGCAGCACCAGGGGUCCAGAAGGGACGAGGCUGGGGAGCUGAGGACCAUAGCAGGGCAGAAGGAGCCCUUCACCCCCGACCACUGCAUCUCUGAGCGUCUCUGCCUCCAUCUGCUCCAUGGUAGAAGCUACCUCUGCUUCCAGUGACAAGAAUGACCGCCGGCCGUGGAGGCAUGGAGUGACCAUUGGGCAUCUUCCUGUACUAGGCAUGAUGAGGUCAUGUACAGGGAAACAUGAGCUAGCCUGAGAGGUACCAAUCCACCAAACAAUGUGGACACCAAAAUGAAGGAGAGCAGAAGGCCAACCUCGGCUACACCCCUGACUCACAUGCACACACACACACACACAUUAGUAAAAAUAAUUACAAAAAUAAUUACAUUUUUUAAAGUACUGAACUCUUGAGGAUUGUAGAAUAAAGAACAGAAAUAUCACCAUUUUAGGCCUAACACUCAUAGCUAAUUUAGGUGUGAAUUAAUAAAGGCCAUAGAAACCUUUAGUUAGAGAUUCAUAGUGAGCCCCAUCAGUAGAAGGGCAGCUGACAUGAUGCACCUCCCAAAAUGACAGUCUGGAGACACGAGCUGUGUCACCAAGGACAGAGACACAUUCUUGUCACUCUGUGAAAGACAAAGGGAGCUGAGGCCGGGGGCCCAGGAUAAAGGCAGUACAGUCCAAAACCUCAGUCCAUUCCUGGGUCUAUAGGGAACACUGUGGGGAGUAAAUGCAGAUGACAGACGGACAGGGAGCUGCAUUGGUGCCAUAACCUGUCAAUCACGCUGUGCUGGCGUAGAACCCAGCUUCUGAAACUGAGCUGGGGUCAGGUAACUGCGUGGGGGGUCUGCAAAAACUUGGUCACAGUAAGUGUUUUGGACAUGCAGGGACCAAAAAUUAAUUCAAAGUCCAACACAUAACGGACUCCAGAUGUUCCUGGCAGUGCUGGCCAGUUGUUGUAUCAUGUGACUUCACCAUAGCUGUGGCUCUGAACAUACAGUGUGUGUGAUUUGUACUGAGCAGGCUGUCACACCACACGACUUUAAGAGACCCA
Messenger RNA from Peromyscus eremicus (cactus mouse), 1903 nucleotides. RefSeq names its product chromosome 22 C2orf50 homolog (gene Cimip5). The record is from RefSeq and is a predicted model, not a curated record. The transcript has 3 exons. The coding region runs from base 1 to 810 and encodes 269 amino acids. Lineage: Eukaryota; Metazoa; Chordata; Mammalia; Rodentia; Cricetidae.